Molecule: messenger RNA, 3777 nt
Organism: Penicillium macrosclerotiorum
Lineage: Eukaryota; Fungi; Ascomycota; Eurotiomycetes; Eurotiales; Aspergillaceae
Product: cohesin subunit SMC1
Exons: 6
Coding region: 1-3777 (1258 amino acids)
Biological process (GO): sister chromatid cohesion
Cellular component (GO): cohesin complex; nucleus; chromosome
Molecular function (GO): protein binding; DNA binding; ATP binding
Source: RefSeq, a predicted model, not a curated record
AUGGGGAAACUCAUUCGGCUGGAGCUUUUCAAUUUCAAAUCCUACAAGGGCCACCAUACUCUUCUGUUCGGAGACGCCUACUUCACGUCUAUUAUCGGACCCAAUGGAUCGGGCAAGUCGAAUUCUAUGGAUGCCAUUUCGUUCGUUCUCGGAAUCAAGUCUUCACACCUACGUUCCACGAACCUCCGCGAUCUUGUUUACCGUGGUCGUGUUCUGCGCACCUCCAAGGUCGAUGGAGAGCCGGCCGCCAAUGGAGACGAUGGAGAACAGGAACGCGAUGCGGAGAAUAUGGAUAUGUCGCAGGAUUCUGAAGGUCUGAACGAUCCUAAAUCUGCUUGGGUCAUGGCUGUGUAUGAGGAUGAUGCUGGCGAGGAGCAACAAUGGCGCCGCUCCAUCACUAGCCAAGGUGUCAGCGAGUACCGCAUCAACAACCGAGUCGUCACUGCCCAGCAAUACAACGAGGCUUUGGAGGAGGAGAAUAUUCUCAUUCGAGCCCGUAACUUCCUGGUCUUCCAGGGAGACGUCGAAGCGAUCGCAUCACAGUCCCCCAAAGACCUCACUCGGUUGAUUGAACAGAUUUCUGGCAGUUUGGACUACAAGGCAGACUACGAGAAGCUCAAGGCGGAAGCAGAGGAGGCGGCAGAACAGCAGACUGUUCAGCUCAACCGCCGAAGAGGCAUCAAUUCGGAGGUCAAACAAUACCAGGAGCAGAAACGGGAAGCAGAGAACUAUGCUAAGAAGGCCGAGGAACGCGACCAGGCUAUUAUCACUCAUAUUCUGUGGAAGCUUUUCCAUUUCCAGCGACUGAUCGACGCAUCCAGUGCUGAUAUCCAGAAAUAUCAAGAUGAGCUGAAGGAAUAUCGUCGCGGCGUCGAGAAGUACGAAAACAAUGUUGAAGACGCCAAGAAAGAGCAUGCUCGUGUUGGCAGAGAUGUCGGCAAGGCCGAGAAGAAGAUUUCAAAUAAGGAAAAGGAGAUUGAGGAGCUCAGUAACUCUUUAGUACCGAUCGACGAAAAGGUAGAUAUCACUCAAAGGAAGGUGGAGCGCUAUUCUUCCAAAAUUUCCGAGAUUGGCAAGGAGAGUGCAGCCCAGUCGAACAACGCGAAACAGCUGGAGAAAGACUUGAAACUUGUUGAGAAAGCACAAGGCCAAUGGGAGGCUGAGUGGCAGAAGACAAUGAGCAAGAAAGGAGGCCAGCUGAGUGAAGCUGAUCAGCAAGAAUACCACAAACUCAGGGAAGAAGUCAGCAAGCGGUCGUCGGCAGAUCAACUGAACCUCGACAACCUUCGGCGGCAGAGAAAGACCGAAGCCGAAGCAGUCAACAGCUUGAAGGGUAAAUUCGAGACCACCGAGUGGCAGCUCAAGAACCUGGAAUCGGAUGCCCAGAACAUGAAUGACCGUAACUUAACACUGAAUGACAUCAUCAAAACGACCUCUAAGGAUAUUGAUCGCAAGAAGAAAGAGCUGAAUGCAUUGGCCUCUGAACGUUUGAAGGUCUCUCAAAUGCGAACCGAAUUCGAGGAGAAACUUCAAGUCGUGUUGCGAAAGCUGCUUGAAGCUGAUGAUGGGAAGAAGCAGACCGAACGGGAUAUCCGUGCCAAGGAAUUGAUUUCAACAUUGAAACGCAUCUUCCCUGGUGUCAAGGGCCGUGUCAGCGACCUCUGCCGACCAAAGCAAAAGAAAUAUUCCGAAGCAGUUAGCACUGUCUUGGGCCGACACUUCGAUGCCAUUGUGGUGGACAACGAGAAGACUGCCAAGGAAUGCAUUCAGCAUCUUCGUGACCAAAGAGCUGGACAGGCUACUUUCAUCCCGCUGGAGACCAUUCAGGUCAAGGCCUUUAAUUCCAACUUGAAGGGCAUGCACCGUGGAAUGCGUCCUGCGAUUGAGACUAUUGAUUAUGAUGACUCUGUGGCACGCGCAAUCAGCUAUGCCUGUGGCAAUUCGAUUGUCUGUGAUGAUCUAGCCACUGCCAAGUAUCUGUGUUAUGAGCGAAAUAUUGAUGCCAAGGCUGUCACUCUGGAUGGGACGGUAAUCCACAAGGGUGGUCUCAUGACUGGUGGACGUGGCCCCCAGCAGAACUCCAAGCGGUGGGAGGACUCCGAAGUGGAAAACCUUCACAAGCUCAAAGAUAAACUCAUGGCCGAUCUUGCUAAUCUUCCUAAGAGUCAUCGCCGGGGCUCCGAGGAAGAGACUCUAGAGGGCGAGCUUGUUGGCCUUGAACAACGUCUGAACUAUUCCCGAGAGGAGCUGAAAGCUCUUGAGCGAAACAUUGAGAGCAAGCGCAAUGAACUUGACUUUGUUAAGCGCCAGAUGGAAGAUCUGCGACCCAAAUAUGCCGAGCGGAAGGAGAAUUUGGAUGAACUGGAUGAGACCAUCGAAAGUUCUCAGUCCUCGGUGAGCUCGGUUGAAGAUGAAAUCUACCGCAAGUUCUGCAAGCGUCUUGGCUACGAGAACAUUCGUGAAUACGAGGCUCAGCAGGGCUCUCUGCAAGAGGCAGCUGCGCAGAAAAAGCUCGAAUUCACGACCCAGAAAAGUCGCAUCGAGAACCAGCUGAGCUUCGAAAGACAACGUAUACAAGCCACGGAAGAUCGUAUCAAUGGUCUCAAGGCUCAGUACCAGCGCGACAUGAGCUUGAUUAAUGAGCUGAAAGACCAGCAAGAGGACAUUCGGAACAAGCUGGAUGAAUGCAGUGCAGAACUCGACCUCUUGCGUGAGAACUUGGAGCAACAGAAGGAGAUAUACGCGCAAUCUGCCGAGAAUCUUGCUGAGCAGCGAAAAGAACUCCAAAAGCGGAGCAAGCACGUUGAAAGUGCCCUGAAGAAUAUCAAUGCCCUUGAGAGUGAGAUUCAGCGUAAUUCGUCCAGCCGGUAUGCCCUGCUGCGACGCUGCAAGCUGGAAGAUAUCGAUAUUCCAUUGACAAGUUCUUCAAACCGCCUCGAUAAACUUCCCAUUGACGAAAUGGUGCAGACCACUGACCCUGAUGCUAUGGACGUGGACGAGGCCGAUGAUAUGGACGAAGCACCUGUCGUGCAAGACUAUGGAAUCGAGGUUGACUUCGACUCCUUAGGCGAGUCCCUGAAAGAGGGAACCGACGAGAAGCUCGAAGAAGAACUCCUCGACAAGGUUCGUUCUCUGAAUAGCGAACUAGACAAGAUGGCACCAAAUACUCGAGCCAUGGAGCGUCUUGAGAGCGUUGAGAACAAGCUUCGUAGCACCGAAAAGGACUUUGAAGAUGCCCGAAAAUAUGCUCGAAAGGCCAAGGAAGACUUUGAAGGGGUCAUGAAGAAGCGAUCCGAUCUCUUUAACAAGGCUUUUACACACAUCUCUGAGCAAAUCGGGCCGAUUUACCGGGAGUUGACUCGCAGUGCCAAUUACCCGCUUGGCGGACAAGCGUAUCUGGAUAUCGAAGAUUCAGAUGAACCCUACCUUGACGGCAUCAAAUACCAUGCCAUGCCUCCACUCAAGCGUUUCCGUGACAUGGAGCACUUAUCCGGUGGCGAGAAAACCAUGGCAGCGCUUGCUCUGCUGUUCGCUAUUCACUCGUACCAACCUUCGCCCUUCUUUGUGCUCGACGAGGUUGAUGCAGCACUUGAUAACACCAAUGUCGCUCGAAUUGCCAACUACAUUCAUGACCACGCUGCCCCAGGCAUGCAGUUCAUUGUCAUCAGUUUGAAGACCGGGCUUUUCCAGAAUAGUGAGGCCCUCGUCGGUAUCUACCGAGACCAGGUUGAGAAUAGCAGCAAAUCCCUGACCCUUGAUCUCCGGAAGUACACCUAA